UUUUUAAAGAUAACAAAGAAUCGCCCUUCUUUCAUUCUAUUGAUCUCCUGUUCAAAAAUCUCUCUUUGCUCUGUCGCUUUGUUUUCGAUCAAUCAUGAUGGCGGAUCUUUCUCAUCUCGAGAAGAUGGGAAGAGAGCUCAAAUGCCCUAUCUGCUUGAGCCUCUUGAAAUCGGCAGUUUCCCUUGGAUGCAAUCACGUCUUCUGCAACGCGUGUAUUACUGAAUUGAUGAAGUCGGCAUCGGAUUGCCCUGUCUGCAAAACUCAAUUUCGUCGAAGAGAGGUUCGCGCCGCUCCUCAUAUGGAUAAUUUGGUGACUGUAUUCAAAAGCAUGGAGGCUGCAGUCGGAGUAAACAUUUUAACCACCCAAAUAGGGCCUUCAACCAAAAAUCCAGGUGAUAUAGAGAAGAACUCUGAUGCAGAAGAGGCUACAUUAGAACAUAAAGGAAGAUCAAGGAAGAAGAGACCAAGUGGCAAAAAGAGUCAGAAAUCGGAAAAGGCUGAUGCUAUGUCAGCUGAUUCAUGUCAAAUAGCAAAGCCUUCUUUCCCUGCAAAGAAACGGAUACACGUGACACCAUAUCCCGUCGCUGAGACACCACAAUCACCCAUAAAGGUCUCUAAACUAGCAAGUAAAGGCAAUGAAUUAGAGACUACUAAGUUGCCUAAUGAAUGUAAAAUGAUAGCUUUGGACGAACAAGGAGAUACUUCACUUUCACCUUUUUUUUGGUUGAGAGAGGAUGAUGAGGAUGAAAAUGGCAAGGCCUCUGGGGAACCAAGUGGCCAGCCAACAGCAUAUGCAUCCCAAUCUAAUGUUGCUCCUUGCUUCAGUGACAUCAAAGAUUCAGAAGAUGAUACAUCUCCUAUAAAGUUGGCUCCUACAAGUCAAUUUAAUGCUGAAGAAGCUUUUGAUAGCGAAAUGUUUGAGUGGACUCAGAGAGCUUGCUCUCCUGAGCUCUGCUCAACUCCUUUGAAGAAACAGACGGCAGGUAGGACUAAACUCGAUGCUUUCCAAGAAAAAGACCGUCUGCAACAAACUCAAAAGAUGUUCAACAGCAAAGUUAACCAUGAUAAGCCUGUGGAAUGCUCGAAAACUGAUCAAGAAACUAUUAAUGAUAAAAAACCUAGAGCGCUACUUGUAAAGAGAGGCGGCACUACAAAUAAGAAGAGGCUAGCAAAAACUACAGGAAAGCAUCCGAAGAAAUGUAGUAACAUUGAGCAUGAGGCUGAAAUUCUAAUUGAUAGUGCAGAGGAAGCUAAGGAUUCAAGUAAGAAAGAUGAGGAUGCAGAACAGAGAGAAAUUCCUAAUUGUGAAAGAAGAAUUAAGAAGAGGGGUAAAAAGUCCACUAAAACUUGCCCAAACAAGAAUAUUUCAGAUGUAGCUGAAGCACCACUGGAGGUCCAUGCCAAAUCUACAGAGAGAAUCCAAAAUGAGGAUGCAGACUUCAUGGAAAUAUUGCUGCCUGUCUUGAAAAGCAAUACAGCUGAGAAAAUUGUGGAGCUGAAUAUGCAAGAAAAGACGAAGAAAACUAGAAAUCAGGCCACGUUACCCAAUAAAAAGCGCAUGAAGCUAUCAAUGGAUAAUGAUACGACUAAGACACCAGGUGAAGUUCCUGGUAACGCUAACGAUGAAGCAAAUACCCAUAUUCAAGAAAAUCAAAAGACGGUCAAUAAUCAAGUCUUCCCAUCAAAGCAUAGUGAAAAUGACGAAGUUGUUGGAAAUGGAAGCCAUAGAAGUAGACUGGAGAUUCAAAAUAAGGCAGUAGGAGAAUCAAAAGGAAAGAGAAAAAGGAAAAUCCAAGCUGUUAAGUUUGCAAUGGAUAACAAUAAUAGCAAAGUUCAUGUUGUUUUGCCUGAAAAUAAUGGUGGUAAAAGAAAUCAGUCCAAUGGUUUGGCAGAGAAGACCUUAUCAAGCGGUAAACAGAUAUCUUCCAACAAUGGAGACAUCUUGAGGAAAUGUGGAAAUCUUCAGAUUGUAUGUGCUUUCUGUCAAAAUUCCAACAACACAGAGGAAUCUGGAGAGAUGGUGCACUAUUUCAAUGGCAAACCAGUGGCAGUAGAUUACAAUGAAGGGGUCAAUGUGAUACAUUCUCACAAACACUGUACUGAAUGGGCCCCUGAUGUAUACUUUGAAGAUGAUUUGGCUGUGAACCUAGCUGCUGAAUUAUCACGAAGUAAGAGGAUAAAAUGCUGCUGUUGUGGCAUCAAGGGAGCUGCUCUUGGGUGUUAUGAGAAAAGCUGUCGCAAAAGCUUUCAUUUUACUUGUGCUAAAUUGAUUCGAGAAUGUCGAUGGGAUAAUGAUAAUUUUGUGAUGCUUUGCCCACUUCAUUCCUCAUCCAAAUUGCCAAGUGAAUCUUCCAAAACCCUCGAGCAAAAAAGAAAGAAGCGCACCGCAAACAUAGAAUUAAAAGCUAGCAAUCGCAAAAAUAACUACGAUAAGAUUCAGAAUUGGAUAUGGCCUUCAGGAUCACCUUGCAAGUGGGUUCUUUGCUGCUCAGCUCUGACUGCUACAGAGAAGGACAUAAUAUCUGAGUUCACGACGUUAACCGGUGUAGCCAUCUCAAAAGCUUGGAGUCCAGCAGUCACUCAUGUCAUUGCAUCUACUGACGAGAAUGGUGCGUGCAAAAGAACCCUCAAAUUUUUGAUGGGCAUACUAGAAGGGAAAUGGAUACUAGGCAUUGAAUGGAUCAAAGCAUGCCUGAAAGCAAUGAAACCUGUCGAGGAAGAAAAAUACGAGAUUGCAGUUGAUGUCCAUGGAAUUCGGGGAGGUCCUAGACUAGGAAGAUUGAGGCUCAUCCAUAAGGAACCAAAACUCUUUGAUAAUUUUCGAUUUUAUCUUGUUGGAGAUUUCGCCGCAUCAUAUAAGGGGUACAUUCAGGAUCUUGUCGCUGCCGCGGGGGGAACAGUUUUACAUAGGAAACCGCUUACAAUGGAUCAAGAGAAGUUGUUUCAUAAUAAUACUUCAUUAUUGGAAACCUUAGUAGUAUACAGUGUUGAGAUGCCUGGGAAGCAGAACAGAAGGGCUGCGGGCGUUAGUACCAGGCGAGUCGAAGCACAAGCUCUUGCUGAUGUUUGUGGAGCCAAAGUGGCAGCUAGUUCAUGGAUUAUAGACUCCAUUGCUGCAUCCAAAUUGCAGCCCAUAAAUUGAAAUUUUAAAUUACAUACCAAAAAAGCAAUGUUGUCUUCUAGAGCUGUAUGAGUUCUAGUUUCCUUUAUAGGUAAAAUCAGCUAAAGCUUAUGUAUUUGUGUUUAAAAAAAACUCAAUAAGUUUGUGAGAUCCCAUUGUCUGUGAA
This is a messenger RNA of Asparagus officinalis (garden asparagus), 3287 nucleotides long. RefSeq names its product protein BREAST CANCER SUSCEPTIBILITY 1 homolog. Gene Ontology annotation, biological process: negative regulation of fatty acid biosynthetic process; double-strand break repair via homologous recombination; positive regulation of transcription by RNA polymerase II. Lineage: Eukaryota; Viridiplantae; Streptophyta; Magnoliopsida; Asparagales; Asparagaceae. The transcript has 14 exons. Gene Ontology annotation, molecular function: ubiquitin-protein transferase activity. Bases 95 to 3142 code for a protein of 1015 amino acids. Gene Ontology annotation, cellular component: BRCA1-BARD1 complex; plasma membrane; BRCA1-A complex. The record is from RefSeq and is a predicted model, not a curated record.